Oryzias latipes (Japanese medaka) is the source of this 1285-nucleotide messenger RNA. RefSeq names its product distal-less homeobox 5a (gene dlx5a). Gene Ontology annotation, molecular function: RNA polymerase II cis-regulatory region sequence-specific DNA binding; DNA-binding transcription factor activity, RNA polymerase II-specific. Gene Ontology annotation, biological process: embryo development; anatomical structure formation involved in morphogenesis; regulation of transcription by RNA polymerase II. The record is from RefSeq and is a predicted model, not a curated record. NCBI's taxonomy places the organism in Eukaryota, Metazoa, Chordata, Actinopteri, Beloniformes, Adrianichthyidae.
AUCCUCCCUGCAGUGCGUAAGAGCGCGAUUUAGGAUUUAACCAAGUCUUUGCUGCAGGGUUGGUUGCAGUCUUUAGCAGAGCCCGUCGGCCUGAGAGCCUCUUAGCACAAUGACAGUGUAGUCUUGGAGAGUCCUGAUUGCCUUUUUUUUAUUAAUUCAAAGAAAAAAAGAAGAAGAACUCACAUUUUGCCUCACUUAAGCAUGACCGGAGUUUUCGAUCGGAGGAUCCCGAGUGUGAAACCUGCAGAUUUCCAGAGCUCUUUUCAACUCUCCGCCAUGCAUCAUCCGUCUCAGGAAUCUCCUACUCUACCCGAGUCCUCAGCCACGGAUUCUGGCUAUUACAGUCCAGCCGGUGGAGUCGCUCACGGCUACUGCUCCCCCAGCUCCACUUCAUACGGGAAGUCUCUCAACGCUUAUCAGUACCAGUACCCGGGUGUCAACGGAUCUGCUGGAAAUUACUCCACCAAGUCUUACAGUGAUUACAGUUCGUACACGACCCCCGCGUACCACCAGUAUGCCGGGACUUACAACAGAAUACAACCCCAGCCAAGUCCACAAGGUGCGGGCCCGAACGCCUUACUGACGCUUGCAGAAAAGGAGAUUAGUGAACCAGAGGUGAGGAUGGUGAACGGCAAACCGAAGAAAGUGAGAAAACCCCGAACAAUUUACUCCAGCUUCCAACUGGCCGCCCUGCAGAGGAGGUUCCAGAACACGCAGUACCUGGCAUUGCCGGAAAGAGCCGAGCUGGCUGCGUCGCUGGGACUUACUCAAACACAGGUGAAAAUUUGGUUCCAGAACAGAAGAUCAAAAAUGAAGAAGAUCAUGAAAAACGGCGAGCUUCCACCGGAGCACAGCCCCAGCUCCAGCGACCCCAUGGCCUGCAACUCCCCACAAUCCCCGGCUGUUUGGGACACGCAGGGCCCCUCCAGGUCGCACAACCUUCAGCCACAAAGCCUCAACACAGCGCCUUCUAAUUUUUUGGAAAGCACGGGCUCGUGGUACACCCCCACCGGCGCCUCAAUGACUUCUCAUCUUCAGACCCACAACUCGUUACAGCACUCGUUGGCUCUUGGAGCUGGGACGUUAUAUUGAAAAAAAUGGGGGGAAAAUCCUGUUGUUCAUUUCAAAUAUUCCCCUUCUCCUUCUGUUGGACUUGUGUUCACAUUUCAGAGGAAUAUGCAAUGUAUUUGAUGACAGUCAUAGAGGAAACGUGUAAAAUGUGUAAAUGUGUGCAUGUAAUUUAUUGCAUUUUGGAAGUCUAUUAAACGUUUAAAUGGACAGUGCU